AUGUUUAAACGAGCAGAGGAGUUGGCCAACAUGUGUAUCGAGGAGAAGGAUUCCAACGCCGGCACUGAGGUUGUGACUGAUCAGUUCUCUCUUGGACCAUCUCCUCACUCCUGUAGACCAAGCGAUCUCGUCAUUAGGGAGCCCCAACCAGAUGACCAGCGCAAACCUGCUAUUCCCACACAGACUGGGAAGGGGAAAGCCAUCCAGCCCGAGAGGGACUUGAGCUCAUCAUCCGACGACGAGGAAGACUUCCUCAACCAAAUCCUUAACUCAGAUUCAGAGAUGUUCAGGCAUUACAACGCCCCUCCUGCCCCAAAGAGGAAGUCCGGAGAAGGGAGUGGCUCCACCCCUCUGAGCAAAGUCUUGAGGACAAUACCGCCCAGCCUAGGGAGACAACCCGAGGGGUCAGUUGCACUCCCGCAGCUGACCCCUUCCUCACUUCCUCCUUCAGUGAGCCUAACCCCCACUCAUCCAAACGGCCUGAGUGAGGCACUUCGCACUGCUGGUACUACUGGGAAGGAUGUGGUUGAUCAGACCCUUCAUGACGCUUCAACGAUUCAAAGCUUUGAAUCCUUCCCUCGACUUAGCGUUGAUGUAGUCUUACAGAGAGAGCUUGCUCAGUUGGCGAAUACGCUCAUCACCAUCAGUCAUGCUCAACACCGAGCAGUAGACUACCAAGAGUUGAUCAAGGUCUUAAAUGAUCAACUAGUGGAGGCCCAAGCUAAGGUGGAUAAUCUGACUUCUUCAGAAAAGGAUCUUCAAUCCAAGUUUGAGCGGUCAGAGAAGACUGUGGCUGAGCAAGAGGAGUCUCUUAGGAGUUUGGCUGAUGGGAAUGAUAAACUAACCCAAACCAACAAGUCACUGACUGAUCGGUUAGACAAACUGACUUGUGAGAACGAGGGGUUGGCUCGCGAGAACGAGGGACUGAUUCGCGAGAUUGAGGAGCUAAGGCAGGAGAAAGAAGCCGAUCUUACUCGCUACGAGGAGAUCUGCUUCAACUGCUUUUAUCAGGUGUGGAAGCUAAACAAGCCUCUCAACCUCGACUUUCUCACGGAGGAGGUUAAGGCAGAGGAGCUUGCUAAAUGUGAGGCCAGGGCUGCCGAGGAAGCAGCUAAUCCUGCCGACACUACAUCUGCUUCCCCCACGCUAUCAUUCCGACCGGAAGGAGUAGUUGAUGCUGAGGAAGGGGUUGACCAACCUGCCAGAGCCGACCAGUGACCUCUCAUCCGACCAGAGAAGCCUUCGCCCGACCAGACAAGUUGUCAUCCUACCAGCUCUCUAUCAUACUUUUGUUUUGUAUUUUGUUAUAUACUCUUGCUCGUAUGAUCAAGCCGUUGGCAUUUGUACUUUACUUUUUCUUUUUUGGCUAACUUGAAACAUUUAAGUCUUUUUAUACUUAAACAUUACAAGUUUAUUUUGAAUAGCAAAGUCACUCUGAUGUAUGCCU
Messenger RNA from Humulus lupulus (European hop), 1447 nucleotides. RefSeq lists its product as uncharacterized. Bases 1 to 1218 code for a protein of 405 amino acids. The transcript has 4 exons. The record is from RefSeq and is a predicted model, not a curated record. Lineage: Eukaryota; Viridiplantae; Streptophyta; Magnoliopsida; Rosales; Cannabaceae.